Molecule: messenger RNA, 1197 nt
Organism: Penicillium digitatum Pd1
Lineage: Eukaryota; Fungi; Ascomycota; Eurotiomycetes; Eurotiales; Aspergillaceae
Product: thiolase family protein
Biological process (GO): fatty acid beta-oxidation
Cellular component (GO): mitochondrion
Molecular function (GO): acetyl-CoA C-acetyltransferase activity
Source: RefSeq, a predicted model, not a curated record
AUGAAUCCAGUAUACAUUGUUGGGGCGGCGAGGACCCCCACCGCACGUAUUCAUACCCAGCUCGACUCUGUGCCAGGCACCACACUGGGAGCUAUUGCAAUUCGUGAAGCCCUUCGUCGCUCACAAGUGCCGCUGGAUUUAUUCUCCGAGGUUUACAUGGGCCAAGUGCUUCAAGCUGGCGCUGGCCAAGCCCCCGCAAAGCAGGCUGCGAUGCAGGGAGGGUUGCCACCGGAGAUCGAGGCUACCACAGUUAACAAAGUAUGCGCUUCUGGGCUCAAGGCCAUUACCCUUGCUGCCCAUAAUAUCCAACUAGGGUACGCCGUUGCUCAGGUGGCCGGGGGAAUGGAGAGCAUGUCGAAUGUCGCCGGGUAUUUAAAGAAACCAGAAGACUCCAAUUGCAAAGAGGAUCCGGUGAUUGAUGGUCUUCGGCUCGAUGCGUUGACGAAUUCCUCAGAUGGCCGGUCUAUGGGCGCCUGUGCUGAGGGUGUCGCUCGGCAGAUGGGUAUCUCCCGUGAGGACCAGGAUAGAUAUGCACUUGCUGCCUAUGAGCGUGCAUUUAGAGCGCAGCAGAACAAUGUCUUCCAAGAAGAGAUUAUCCCCGUUUCAGUAGAUGCAGGCACGGCUGAAAGAUUUGAUACCGACAGUCUCCCUCCUGAGAGCCUCUUCAAUCGACUUGAGUCUUUGAAGCCCGCGUUUUCCCCCAAUGGCACGGUCACCGCAGGAAAUUCCAGUUCGCUAGGUGAUGGCGCUUCAGCGGUGGUUCUGGUGGACGCACAGGUAGCCAGACAGUUUUGUCGAGAGAAUCGGGUGUUGGCCAAAAUAGUAGCUUGUGCCGAUGCCUCCGUUGCCCCGCAUGAGUUUGCUCUGGCGCCAACCAAGUCGAUUCAGCUUGUCCUCGAGAGGGCCCAGAUGUGUGUUGAACAGAUCUCCCUAUGGGAAAUUAAUGAAGCGUUUGCCAUCGUAGUGAUUGCUUCACAAAAUCUACUCGGGUUGGAUCCCGAUACCGUUAAUGUCAACGGGGGAGCUAUCGCGUUUGGACAUCCCUUGGGCAGCUCAGGUUGUCGAGUUCUGGUCAGUCUCUUGCACCAGUUAACUCACGGCCAGUAUGGCGUUGCCGUUGUCUGCAAUGGUGGUGGAGGUGCCACGGCUGUGCUUAUCGAGCGAGUCCAAAGCGAAAGUCUGGAUGUCCCAGCAUAA